Mesorhabditis spiculigera is the source of this 234-nucleotide messenger RNA. The record is from the annotation of a GenBank genome assembly. NCBI's taxonomy places the organism in Eukaryota, Metazoa, Nematoda, Chromadorea, Rhabditida, Rhabditidae.
AUGAACUUUCAGGAAUUCUUUGAUCUCCUUCAGAGCAACAUCAAGGGCGUAGCCGCCAAACUUUAUAAUGAUCCACGAUUGGACUUUAAAGCAGCACUCGGGUUCUAUGGUGACGAUUACUUCGGAGCUCCUCAAACGACGACAUACGAGCAGAUUGAUAUGUUCAACAAAGACCUCAAGGAUGCGUUUGACGAUGUCGACGAAUUUCCGGAUCCAAACUCCCGGAACAUAACC